AUGAUCCUGUUAUGGGUUACACUGCUUGUUCUUCAUCGAGGAUAUACGCUGGUUCCAGUGACCACAGUUCAACUUGGUGAUCCUGUGACUUUAACGUGUGAAUUGUUUGGUGAUGAGUUGAGAGAUGAAGUCCUUUGGUACAAGCAGAGUGCAGGGGAAACUCUGAAAUUAAUUGUGAGACUGCUGAAACAUGGAAACCGUGUGUAUGGACCAGAGUUUUCUGCCUCAAGAUUGCAUGUAAAAGUUUACAAGAAUAUUAGCAGUCUGACCAUUUUGAAGACGAUUCAAAAAGAUGAGGGAAUGUAUCACUGCACAGUCAUGGAGUGGACUGAGACUACCUGGAGUGGCACCUAUUUGUUAUUAAAAGGAAACACUCAGAGGACAUCAAACUAUGCUGUUGUUCAGUGGCCGACAGUAUCUGAUCCAGUCCGUCCAGGAGCCUCGAUGUCUCUCCAGUGUUCAGUCCUCUCUGACUCUGAGAAUAAAAUGUGUCCAGGAGAUCACAGUGUGUUCUGGUUCAGAGCCGGAUCAGAUAAAUCUCAUCCAAACAUCAUCUACACUGAUGGAAAUAGACGUGAUCAAUGUGACAGGAGAUCUGACACUCAGAAGAGUUGUGUUUAUCGCUUCUCUAAGAACGUCAGCUCCUCUGAUGCUGGGACUUACUACUGUGCUGUGGCCACAUGUGGACAGAUAUUAUUUGGAAAUGGAACUAAAGUGGAGAUUGAGCGAACAAGAAGUUUUGAAUUCAUUGCACUGGUGAUUGUGACCGUCUGCUUGGUCAUUUCUUUAACUGGAAAUAUUGUUUUCAUCUGUUACCGAAAUACAAGACCAGCAUGUUCUCAAUUUAGAGGAAUAGAAAGUGGUGCUUCGCAAGAAAGACAUGACAACUGGAGCCAGCCAGUACAUGAUAUUACUGAGGGUGGACCUGAUGUGAACUACGCUGCGCUGCAUUUCUCUGGAAACAAAGCCACAAGAGGAAGGAAGAAGAAAGAGCUGAAGACUGAGGAAAGUGUGUAUUCUCAGGUUAAAUACUCAGUGUGAAUGUGUGUAUAUUAAAACCUGCAGUUUGGUUUAUAGCUCUGACCUCUGUCAGUAAAAUACAUUGUAAAUGUUGUGGGAUCCCUUCAAACUUUAAUGACAGUGAGUUACAGCCAAAAUCCAAAAUCAUAGUAUACAGACUCUGUGCUCUUUAUGUUCUAUGUUUAACUGUAUAUUGAUCCUUGCACCAUAUCAUGUGUUUGCAUUCUUUUAUGUUUGAAAUAUUAAUGCUAGCUGGCUUCAUUAAAAAAUAACACACAAAAAACUUUGAUAGAGCUAUUGCAGACUAUCUUCUUUUUUCUACAUUUCUUUCAAACAAUUACAUCUCUGCUUUUAAUUAUAUCUGUUCUAAAAUAUUCUUUGCCUUUAUUUGGAGUCUUA
Epinephelus fuscoguttatus (brown-marbled grouper) is the source of this 1419-nucleotide messenger RNA. RefSeq lists its product as uncharacterized. NCBI's taxonomy places the organism in Eukaryota, Metazoa, Chordata, Actinopteri, Perciformes, Serranidae. Bases 1 to 1041 code for a protein of 346 amino acids. The record is from RefSeq and is a predicted model, not a curated record. Gene Ontology annotation, biological process: response to bacterium. The transcript has 6 exons.